AAGUGAAACAGCAGUAUUUGAAUAAAAUCAAGGAAUGAAAGAGAGGAUUUGGAGUAUUUAUAAGAAUUUUGAAAUUAAGCGCUGACACUUUUAAACCCCAAAAAAGACAUUUGAUACAAUUGAGCUGUAGUAAAUUAUAAAGAUUAUAAAAAUUACCAUUGAAUCAGCCAAAUCAAAUAGAAUUGAAAAUGAGUAAAUCAAGACAUAAUACCAGUUCAUCUAGAGGUAAGAAUAAUCAUAAUAAUCAUAAUAAUCAUAGUAAUUAUAAUAAUUAUAAUAAUCAUAAUGAUAAUGAUAAUUUUGAUGAUUUAUUAUCGGGAAAUACAUUGAUUAAAAAAUUAGUUAGAGUUAUUGUUGAAGAUUUUAUUGAACAGAUUAAAUACAAGGUGAAGAAGAUAAUUAGGGGGAUACCAUAUCAAGAAGAGGCUUUAAGGUAUUAUUCUCGACAUCCAGUUUAUAUCAGUUUUAUUUUAUUCUACACAGGUAUAAUUUCGUUUCCUAUUAUAGUUGUAAUAAUGUUUAUAAUCAGUUUUUUUUUUCAAGCGAUUAUUGGGACUUUUUUGUUUAUUCUAAGCAAUUUUUUUAAUUUUUUUUUGAUUAUUGGGGUUGGGAUAUUAAGCCCAUUGAUAUUUAUUUCGAUUGUUAGUAUUACUAGUUUUUUAAUGAUUACACAAGUGUUUAUUAUGAAAGUUUACUACAAUGAUGGUUGGAUAGAUAUUGAUGAAGAAGAAAAUGGAAAUGGAAAUGAGAGCGAAAACAAGAACAAGAAUGAGAAUGAGAAUGAGAAUGAGAUUAAGAAUAAGAUUAAGAAGUUUAACUAUGAUAAUUACAACAAGUAUAAGAAAAUUACAGAUAAAUAUUUGAAUAAUGUUAAAGGGAUAAUUAAUAUGAUUAAACUAUCCAAACGAGUUUCGUUAUUAUUAAAUUUUGUGAAGAUGCAAGCUAAGAAUGGCAAAAAGUAAAUAAAGAUAAAAUGAUUUGCUAAGAAUUAAA
This is a messenger RNA of Ascoidea rubescens DSM 1968, 993 nucleotides long. RefSeq lists its product as uncharacterized. The transcript has a single exon. The coding region runs from base 189 to 962 and encodes 257 amino acids. Lineage: Eukaryota; Fungi; Ascomycota; Saccharomycetes; Ascoideales; Ascoideaceae. The record is from RefSeq and is a predicted model, not a curated record.